UAGUUUUUACUCUUUAUGGCUCGUGCUCCUUUCUGUCGGAAGGAGAAUUGUUCUCCCUACGACAUUGGCUUAGUCUUCGACAAGAUCGCCAGCUAUUCGCCUCAGGACAAGUUGAAAUUCAUCGAAAAUGUAUGGAAACCAGAUGAAGCGGCUGAUAUAGCAAACAAAGAAAAUCUUUCUGUUGUGAUUAGAUUUCUCGACUCAACCAAAAACUUCAGAGAAGAAUUUAUUGGAUUUUAUAUUUGUAAGGAGGGAACAACAGGAGAGGCCAUCAAAGACCUUAUAACUGCAGCUGUAGUAGACUUAGGAUUGAUGAUGGAAGACUGUCGUGGCCAAUGUUAUGAUGGCGCUGGCAAUAUGGCUGGACGACUUAAUGGAGCCUCCUCGUUAAUCAGAGCAGAACAUGAGAAGGCAAUUUUUGUCCAUUGCAUGAAUCACCAGCUGAAUUUGUGUAUUGCCAAUACCUGCCAAUUACCAAAUGUCAGAAACAUGAUGGAUGUUGUGCGAAAGCUUUUUUAAUUUUUUGACAACUCUCCCAAGCGACAAGAACAUUUAGAAUUCAAGAUCAUAGAACUUUUGCAAAAAAAACAAAAACAAAACCACACUGCUUUAAUUAAUGUAUGCCGCACCCGAUGGAUUGAAAGGAUAGAUGCUAUGGACCGAAUAGUUGAGCUUCCCAUCCAGUCACAGCUACACUAGAAGAUAUCUCAAUGAACAGACACAAGCAUGAAAAUACCAACUGGAAUCCUACCAGCAGACAAGAUGCCCAAUCAUUACUUAAUGCUAUCAACUUUUCCUUUAUUGUUGCUAUUGUUAUUGUCAGACAUAUUUUGGCACUAACUAAGCGACUUACAGUGAAGCUGCGAAGUAAAGCUAUGGAUAUCCUGAAAGCUAAAGAAGAACUUGCUCUUCUGAUAUCAGUUCUCACAGAAAUGAGCAAUGACAUUGAUGCCACACACCAUGAACUGUACCAGGAUGCAGUGACUAUCGCAAGACAAGUAGAUGUACAACCAGAUAUGCCAAGGGUAGCUCAGAGACAGACACAUAGACCCAAUGCUCCUGCUUCAAAUCCUGAAGACUAUUAACAAGAUAAAUCUGACCAGAGUUUUCCUAGACCAUGUACUCGAGCAGCUCGAUUCUAGAUUCAAGGAUGAUGUAUUUAUCUGCUACAAAGGUAUUUCGAUCAUACCCUCUGUUUUGAUUGCUACUGAUGACUGGAAGCCUAAUGUUUUAGAAUUUUGUAACUAUUACAGACAGGACAUGCCAAAUUAUAUAGGUUUACAGGCAGAGCUUUUAUUAUGGGAGAGAUUAUGAAAGGGGAGGGAUAACAGAGGAGAAGUGAUUCCAGACACUCUUAGGCUACACUGGAGGAUAUUGACAGAUGCAUAUGUCAAUAUUUAUUUCAUGUUAAGAUCCUGAUCACACUUCCAAUUUCAUCUGCUUCUUGUGAGAGAUCCAUUUCAUCCCUUCGAAAUCUUAAAACCUAUUUGAGAAGCACAAUGACUGAGGACAGAUUGAAUGGGCUGGCACUAAUGUAUACCAACAAAUACAUGGAUUUAGACCUGGACAGAAUAAUAGAUUUAUUUGCUCAAUUGCACCCUAGGAGAAUGAGAAUGGCAAACAUAUUAACUUAAAUUUUUGCUUUGUUCGUUUACUAUGCACCAUCUGUUUCUAGAGGGCUUGUGAGUUAUGUUCCAUCUGGGUCUUACCCUCAAACUGAUGGAUAACAGCUACAGAAACUCAAACUGGUGCCUGUAUAACUUUCUUAAAAAGUCAUGUCUAGAUGUUUUUUUUAUUUAGUGAUUAUUUCAAUUUUUCUAUUGACACUGGGAUUUCAUGUAAAGCUCAAAUGGUUUACAAACAUUUCCCUGUGCUCCAGAAGCUGCAGUUUCAAAUGAUAAAAAAGGGGAGUAUUUUUCAAAUUUAUAUAUAUAUUUUAUAAUCAUUUAGUACUUCUCAUUUUUAUAACUUGAUAUUAAUGUUGUAUUUUUCUCCAGAGCUCCAGUUACUGCAGUCCCCAAGGAUGAAAAAGGGGAGUUUUUAUUCAAAUUAUGUUGUCUAUAAUUUGUACAUAUCUUUUGUAUAUGACAUAUGAUAUUAAUAUUGUUUUUUUUUUUUCUUAUUAUCUUGAAAACUCCUGGACCAAGGACCAACCACAGGCUUGCCAUCUAUAAGUACCAUUUUUCCUUCUCCUGCUCAAAGACAGUUAGUAGGCAGCUAUAUUGGACAUAGACCAGUGGCACCGGUUUGGAUACCAGAAACUUUUUGUAGAGCAAGGUGUUCCAUGUACCACCUUCAACAAAAUAAAACUUUUUUUGCCUUUA
This is a messenger RNA of Nematostella vectensis (starlet sea anemone), 2324 nucleotides long. Its product is annotated as 52 kDa repressor of the inhibitor of the protein kinase-like. NCBI's taxonomy places the organism in Eukaryota, Metazoa, Cnidaria, Anthozoa, Actiniaria, Edwardsiidae. The transcript is spliced from 2 exons. Bases 16 to 519 code for a protein of 167 amino acids. The record is from RefSeq and is a predicted model, not a curated record.